CAUACAAAUAAAAGGCGACAGCCCAAGAAACAUAGCCGUUAGAGAAUCCCAUGUACAUGCUCAGACACAAACCCAUCCACCUCUUCAAACGCGUUCCCUCCUCUCUUCCAUUUUGCUCAUUCUCUACUUCUAACUACCUUAACUGUCAGCUUGACUCUUUCCUCUCCAACCAAAAUUCAAAUCUCCAAUAUCUCUCUCAAUCCCAUGCUCUCAUUGUCACUUCUGGAAACUCAAACAACAUCUUCAUAGCCGCAAAGCUAAUCUCUCUCUAUGCGUCUCUCAGCAAACCCAUUUUUUCCACCAAAGUGUUUGGUUCAGUUUGUCCCAAAGACACCUUUCUUUGGAACUCCAUAAUCAAAACCCAUUUCUCCAAUGGCGAUUACUCAAAAGCCCUUGAUUUCUUUUUCCAAAUGCGAGCUUUGGGUUUCGCUCCUACCCAAUUUACUCUUCCAAUGGUCGUUGCCUCCUGCGCCGAGUUAAUGUUGCUAGAACAUGGCAACAAUGUUCAUGGGUUGGCUUCGAAACUCGGGCUUUUCUCAGGUAAUUCGGCAGUUGGGUCUUCGUUUGUGUAUAUGUAUUCAAAGUGUGGUCGAAUGGAGGAUGCAUAUUUUAUGUUUGAGGAAACUACUGUGAGAGAUGUGGUUUGUUGGACCGCGCUUAUAAUCGGAUAUGUGCAGAAUUAUGAGAGUGAGAAGGGUUUGGAGUGUCUUUGUGAGAUGCAUAGGGUUGGUGGCUUUGAUGAGAGGCCAAAUUUUAGAACAUUGGAAGUUGGGCUUCAAGCUUGUGGGGAUCUUGGUGCUUUGGUAGAAGGUAGAUGCUUGCACGGUUUUGUAGUAAAAAGUGGAAUUGGGUGUUCUGAACCUGUUAAGUCUUUGCUUUUGUCCAUGUAUUCCAGAUGUGGGGCACCUGGUGAAUCUUAUCUUUCGUUUUGUGAAGUAAAAGAUAAAGAUCUUCUAUCAUGGACUUCCGUUAUUGGUGUUUAUGCCAGAUCAGGUUUAAUGGAUGAAUGCUUAAGUUUGUUCCAGGGAAUGCAGGACAGUGAUAUUUUCCCAGAUGAAAUUGUGGUCAGUUGCAUGCUUUCAGGUUUUAAAAAUUCCACAACUAUCAACAAAGGAAAGGCCUUCCUAGGAUCAGUCAUAAGGAAAAACUACGCAUUGAGUCAGAUGGUUCAUAGUGCACUAUUAUCCAUGUACUGCAAGUUUGAGUUAUUGACUCUUGCAGAGAAGCUCUUUUUGGCAAUGCAGCAUCAAAACAAAGAGUCUUGUAAUACUAUGAUUUGUGGCUACGCUAAGAUGGGACUGCAUGUAAAAUGUAUAGAACUGUUUAGGAAGAUGCAACAUCUAGGCAUUCAAGCUGAUUCUAAUAGCUUGGUCUCUGUGAUUUGUUCGUGUUUCCAGUUGGGAGCAAUCCAUCUUGGCCGAUCACUUCAUU
Prunus avium (sweet cherry) is the source of this 1431-nucleotide messenger RNA. NCBI's taxonomy places the organism in Eukaryota, Viridiplantae, Streptophyta, Magnoliopsida, Rosales, Rosaceae. The record is from RefSeq and is a predicted model, not a curated record.